AUGCCCGACUGGAUGUCCACGUUCCCAGGAUAUCAACAGAUCCUGGAGAAUUGUACUUCAUUAUUUGCUAGUGUUGUACGCACAGGACCCGUUCCUCAGCAUAUUGGGUUUAUUAUGGAUGGAAACAGGAGAUAUGCUCGUAUUAACCAAAUCGAAGUGAAAGAGGGCCAUAAUGCUGGAUUUGAAAGUCUCGCAAGGUUACUUCAAGUGUGUUACAAAUGUGGGGUCAAGUCUGCAACGAUAUUUGCCUUUUCGAUAGAAAACUAUAAACGGAAUUCAUUCGAGGUUGAUUGGUUAAUGGAACUAGCCAAGAUGAGAUUCGGUCAGAUGAUUGAAAAAGGUGACCUGUGUGAAAAAUAUGGGAUCAAGAUACGUACUCUUGGAGACAAAUCGUUGUUGCCUCGUGAUGUGGUGGAAUGUCUGGAGGAAGCAGAAAGAACUACAGCCAAUAACUCGAAAGCUGUGCUAAACGUUUGUUUCUCGUAUACAUCUAGACACGAAAUAACGACAACCAUAGUCAAUAUACUGGAGAACGUCAAGAAAGGACUCAUUGAGCCCGGUGAUAUCACCGAGGACAUGAUCACAAACAACCUGUACACAGGCGAUCAACCUCCUUUAGACUUGCUAAUCAGAAGUUCUGGAGUUCGUAGGAUCAGUGAUUUUCUGUUGUGGCAGUGUCAUCAAGAGCAUUGUGAUAUUGAGAUAAUAGACACAUUGUGGCCAGAGUUUGGUACAAUGCAAAUGUGUCUAUUGCUUUUAAAAUGGAGUUUCAAUAGAACUUAUGGUAGGAAAAAGUACAGAGGUAAGAAAGAGACCAAAAAAGAGAAAGAAAAAUCAACCUGA
Messenger RNA from Komagataella phaffii GS115, 843 nucleotides. Its product is annotated as Cis-prenyltransferase involved in dolichol synthesis. Lineage: Eukaryota; Fungi; Ascomycota; Pichiomycetes; Pichiales; Pichiaceae. The transcript has a single exon. The record is from RefSeq and is a predicted model, not a curated record. Gene Ontology annotation, molecular function: ditrans,polycis-polyprenyl diphosphate synthase [(2E,6E)-farnesyl diphosphate specific] activity. Bases 1 to 843 code for a protein of 280 amino acids. Gene Ontology annotation, cellular component: lipid droplet; membrane; dehydrodolichyl diphosphate synthase complex.